This is a messenger RNA of Musca vetustissima, 705 nucleotides long. RefSeq lists its product as uncharacterized. NCBI's taxonomy places the organism in Eukaryota, Metazoa, Arthropoda, Insecta, Diptera, Muscidae. The transcript is spliced from 3 exons. The record is from RefSeq and is a predicted model, not a curated record. The annotation marks the transcript as partial.
AAUUUAUUAAUUUAUGUUUUUGUUUGUGUUGUUUUCCAGCUCGCCGUUCUCCCUCCCCCGCUGGCCGUGUAAGGCGCGCUGGCAGUGAACCCUAUGUGCCACCACCAUCCUACUUGGCCGGCCCUCCACCAAGUGCAUCUCGUGCCUCUCGCGCCCCAUCUCUAUUCGAUCGUGCCCCCUCCGUGUUCGAUCGUGCCGCCAGCUUGGCCCCCUUCACCCGGCCAUUGUUCCGUGCCAGCUCGUUGGAACCCUUGGAUGAACUCUUUGCCAGUAAGUCCGAUGAAGAAAAGCCUAGAGUAGUAGUUGAGCGUGCUGGCUCUCCAAGUCCCACUCCUGUUAAGCCCGGUCGUUGGGGUCCCCGCCCCAAUGAAGUUUCCUUCGAUGCUGAUGGACUUCCCGUCUUCCAUCCCAGAAACCGUUUCAGGGAUUUGUUGGACCCCAACCCAAAUGCCCCCAUCUCGGCCUUCACUCGUGAUCCCUUCUGGUGGGAUAUGGAUGACUUAGCUCCCCUCCGUGCCGGCUCCCCCUUCCGUGCUGGCUCACCAUUGCGCGCCUUGUCGGUGCCACGUGCAUCCAGCCCCAUAACCAGAGAUUCGUUCUUGUCGCCCGUUAAGAAUCGUUAUUUGUGGUCUAAGCACCCAGCCAGACCAUUGACUCCUGCCGAAGAGGAAGAAUUGUUUGAAUAAAUAAAAAAUACAUAAUAAU